GGCAGUUCAUAUUGGCAGCCGACGGGGUCAGGUAGGAGAAUGUGUUCGACUUGGCUGUGGCUGCUGGCCUUGCUGGCCUUUUUGUCUCUGACUUCUCUGGCUGCUGGACUGCCAAUGGAAGUGAUGUCUGCCCCCAACUUGUUGCGAGUAGGAACAGCAGAAAACAUCUUUGUGGAAAUUCAAGGCGGCACCAGUGAAAAUAACAUCAAAGUUCAAAUCACAGUUAUGGAUCAUCCAACCAAAACCACAAUCCUGGCAUCAACAGUUGUGACCCUUACUAAGGAAAAAGGAUUGCAGGACUUUGGACAAAUUAUGAUUCCACCUGACACAUUCAAGAUGGAUCGCAACGUGAAGCAGUAUGUUUACCUGCGAGCUGAGUUCCCUGCCCGAACGCUAGAGAAAGUUGUCUUAGUGUCCUUCCAAUCUGGCUACAUCUUCAUCCAGACUGACAAGCCCAUCUACACCCCUGGUAGUUCAGUCUAUUACAGGAUGUUUGCAUUAACGCCAGGCAUGGAGCCUAUCGAUACUGAAGUUGGAGUUAUCACUGAGAUUGUGACUCCUAAUGGCGUGAUCUUUGAGCAUGAUGUUGUUAAAACGAGAUCAGGGAUAUACUCUGGAUAUUACCGUCUUUCUGAAACUGACAUUAACGGAUCAUGGAAAGUGGUGGCAAAGUUUCACAGCACACCACAGCAGAGCUUUACUGCAGAGUUUGAGGUCAAAGAUGGUGUGCUGCCAAGCUUUGAGGUAAAACUGACAUCAUUGAGCCCCUUCUUCUACGUGGACAGUCAGGAUCUCAUCGUCAACAUUAAGGCUACGUAUCUGUUCGGUGAAAGUGUGAAUGGGAUGGCCCAUGUGGUGUUUGGGAUUAUUACACAAGAUGGUCAAAAGAAGGGCUUUCCAAGCUCUAUUCAGAAAGUGCAGAUUGAGACAGGUGAUGGAGUGGUCAGUCUGAAGAGUGAACACAUCAGACAGACCUUUCUAAAUAUCAAUGACCUGGUUGGGAGUUCCAUAUAUGUAUCUGUCAGUGUGCUGACGGAGAGCGGUAGUGAAAUGGUGGAAGCAGAGUUGAGAGGCAUCAAGAUUGUCACAUCACCUUAUACCAUCAACUUCAAAAAAACACCCAAAUAUUUCACACCAGGAAUAUACUUUGAUGUUGCGGUUGAAGUUACGAUUCCUGACGGCUCUCCAGCACAAGGCGUUGCUGUGGUGGUUGAUCCAGGCCAGGUGCAUGGACUCACUGCAGCCGAUGGUAUUGCAAGGGUAACUGUCAACACAGACGCAAGGAGCCAAAGUCUGUCAGUCACUGCGAGGACCAAUGAUCCUCGUGUUUUACUUGAAAGGCAAACAUCAGCCACCAUGGUAGCUCUCCCAUAUAUCGCCGCAAGCAACAACUACAUCCACAUAGGUGUGGAUACAACUGAAGUAUCAUUGGGACAAUAUCUGAAAGUCCAACUCUUCCGCAACGUGCAAGAACAUCAGCCUGACAUCACAUACCUGAUCCUGAGCGCAGGUCAGCUGGUUAAAUAUGGCCGAUACCAGAUGAUUCGUCAAACACUGAUUGUCCUCAAAGUUCUCGUUACCAAAGAAAUGCUGCCAUCAUUCCGUAUCAUAGCUUACUACCAUACAAGUGGUAAUGAAGUGGUAGCAGACUCUGUUUGGGUGGAUGUCAAGGACUCCUGCAUGGGCUCGCUGAGACUAGAGGCAUCAAGACCUGCUCCGUCCUAUGAGCCUUUCGAGAAGUUUGAUCUGAAGGUCACUGGAGACCCAGGGGCCACAGUAGGACUCGUGGCAGUUGACAGAGGCGCCUACGCCCUCAACAACAAGCACCGUCUGACCCAGAAAAAGGUGUGGGACAUUGUAGAGAUGUUUGACACAGGCUGCACACCAGGUAGAGGGAAGGACAGUAUGGGAGUGUUCUACGAUGCUGGGCUGUUGUUUGAGUCCAGCGUUUCUGGGACGCCCCACAGAACAGAUUUGAGAUGUCCUGCCCACAGCAGGAGGAAACGAGCCAGUGCUGAAAUGGAAGUCGGAACCAGUCAGAGUGAGGAGGAAGAUGGUUACAUUGAUAGCGUUGACAUUAUCACUCGCACCCGUUUCCCGGAAAGUUGGCUGUGGACAGACAUUGUCUUGCCUCCUUGCAGUGACCCAAGCCGUGGCUGUGAAACCACAUCAGCAGUGAAACAUGAUCUUUUAAAGGACUCAAUCACAACCUGGGUGUUCACUGGCAUUAGUCUGUCAAGAACUCACGGUGUCUGUGUGUCCGAUCCAUUAGAGGUCAUUGUCUGGAAGAGGUUCUUUAUUGAUCUCAAGGUGCCAUACUCUGCUGUCCUUGGAGAGCAGGUGGAAAUUAAGGCAAUUCUCCACAACUACAGAACCCAGCCUUCCACGGUGCGUGUAUAUCUGACUGAGGAAUUGCAUGUGUGCAGUGCGGCCUCUAAACGUGGGAGCUAUCAUCAGGAGGUCACCAUUUUGCCCAGAACCAGCCAAUCUGUACCUUUUGUCAUUGUUCCAGUAAAGGAGGGACUUUUCUCCAUUAAGGUUACAGCAACUGUUAAAGGCACAGACCUCCGUGAUGGAAUCAUAAAGAAGCUGCGGGUGAUGCCUCAAGGAGUCCUGACGAGAUCUUUAAUGGUUUUAACACUUGAUCCAGCGAAGAAAGGUGUAGGUGGUAAACAAGACCAAAUUAUAAACAGUGAAGUUCCUCUGAAUGACUUGGUUCCAGGCACACCAGUGACCACAGAAGUCUAUCUGAAAUGGAUAGAGCCAUCGGAGAACCCCAUUAGUGGAAACUUCAUGGGUAGGUUGAUCAUUAGGCCCGGAGGCUCUGGAGAGGAGAACAUGAUGACAAUGACCCUGCCUGUUAUUGCAACCACAUAUUUGGAUAAAACCAACCAGUGGGAUGCUGUGGGCUUUGAGAAACGUAAUGAAGCCCUCCAACACAUCAAUACUGGCUACCGCAAUGAGCUUGGCUAUCGAAAAAAUGAUGGGUCUUUUGCGUCGUAUAGCAGUAGACCUAGUAGCACCUGGCUGACAGCCUAUGUUGCCAAGGUGUUUAGCAUGGCCUACCAUCUGGUGGCAGUGCAAAAACAAAUCAUCUGUGAUGCUGUUAAGUUCCUGAUUCUUAACACACAGCAACCUGACGGCAUGUUUAGAGAAGUUGGAAUUAUAUACCACCUAGAAAUGAUUGGUGAUGUAAAAGGUACAGAAUCAGAUGCCUCCAUGACAGCCUUCUGCCUCAUUGCCACGCAGGAGUCACGAUCAAUAUGUGUUGACACUGUUUAUACCCUACAACGCAGUAUAGACAAGGCAGUGGCCUACCUGGAGAGGCGUCUGCCCAGCCUAACCAACCCAUAUGCUGUGGCAAUGACGUCAUAUGCCCUGGCCAACGAAAACAAACUGAACAAGGAGAUUCUCAACAAGUUUAUUUCCCCAGAGUUAGGCCACUGGCAUGUACCUAAGGGACAUGUUAACACCCUGGAGACCACAGCUUACGCUCUACUUGCUCUGGUCAAGGCAAAGGCCUUUGAAGACGCCAAACCUGUUGUCAGAUGGCUCAAACAGCAGCAGCAGGUGGAUGGGGGCUAUGGAUCAACUCAGGCUACUAUAAUGGUGUACCAGGCUGUAGCAGAAUACUGGGCCAGGUUUUACGAACCAGAGUAUAGUCUGUAUGUGGACAUAAGUUUGCCAAACAGGAUACAUCCAGUGAAGUUCCAUUUCGAAGGCCCCUUCACUUCACAGGCCAGAAGAUUGAGGUUCAGGGGUAUAAACUUGGAUGUAAACGUAACUGCCACUGGAAAUGGAGAAGCAAUGUUGACGAUGGAGUCGCUGUAUUACGCUCUGCCUAAAGCAGAAAAGAGCAACUGUGAGAAGUUCAACUUAUCAGUGGAGCUCAUACCAGAAAAUACAGAUGAGAGAGAGAUGGUGUACAAGCUGAAUAUCAAAGUUUUGUAUAAGGACACAGAGCGUGAUGCAACCAUUUCAAUCUUGGUUAUUGGCUUGCUGACUGGCUUCACUCCAAACACAAACGACCUGGACUUAUUGUCUAAGGGACGUGCCCGCACUAUUUCAAGAUAUGAGAUGAAUAGAGUCCUGUCAGAAAAAGGCUCACUCAUCAUCUACCUGGACAAGGUUUCACACACACAACCAGAGGAGAUCUCUUUUAGGAUCAAUCAGAAGUUUAAAGUGGGCGUCUUACAACCAGCUGCUGUAUCUGUCCACGAAUACUAUGACCAGACACAUUGUGAGAAAUUUUACCAGCCAAACAGAAAUGGAAGAUUACUGACGCACCAGAUAAAUGAUGAAUACAUAUGUGUUGGAGAGAGCUGUGGUAUGCUGCGGAAGGACACUCAGAACACUGAGCGCAUAGUCAAGAUUUGUGAGAGUGAAUAUAAAUUUGCGUACAAAGUAAGAGUGGAAAACUUUACGAGCAGUUUGUCCUCGGAUCUUUACACUGUGCGGCGAUUGGAAGUAAUUAAAGGAAGAUAUAAUUCUGGUCUUGAGGAUACUGUCUACACAUUCUUGAGUCUUCCACAUUGCAGAGCAUUUUUAGAUCUGAAAGCUGGCAAAACCUACCUUGUGUUAGGCACAACUGAAGAAUUUCCCAGAGACGCAAAGAGUCGACCGUAUGUGCUCAGUGAGAGAACCUGGAUCGAGUACUGGCCCACUAAUGCUGAGUGUUACACUGAGGAACACAGAAGUGUCUGCUUGGGCCUGGAGGAGAUGGUCCAGCUGUACCAAAUAUUUGGAUGUCAGGAUUAGUGAAGCUCAAGGAAAACAAAAGUUACUAUGAAUUAGUUUUUAUUUAGCAUCAUUCUCAUUAUGUAAAGCUUUUGCUGCUUUGAGAAAUAAGGGCUUACAGUGUUGCAUUGUUUUAAUUAAAAUAUAAUGCUCUCAAUGUCAUUCUCCGAGUUUUGAGUAGAGAUUAACGACAACGAUUUACCGCACCAGAGUUAAAUAAAAAUGGACUAAACUUUGGGUUGUGAAAGUGCCCUUAAGAACUGAAAUUAAGCUCAAAGUGGCUGGCUCCAACUGUCGGCAUCUUAACAGUGUCUGAGUGAGCUGAGGCGGGCAGAAUGCUUAAAAAUGACUUCAAGACUUAAUAUGAGGCAGCUGUGGCUCAGUUGGUAGAGCGGUCGCUGAUUGGAAAGUCAGUGGUUCGAUCCCUAAGGCUCCAAUAACAGUCUACAUGUCAAAGUAUCAUUGGGAAAGAUAAUGAUCCCCAAAUUUACCCUGAUGCUGACUUCAUCGGUGUAUGAAUGAAUAGUGGCAUCAAUGAGCUUGUGUAGUGUAAAGCACUUUAAGUGGUCGCAAAAAAUAGAAAGUGCUCCAUUCACCAAUAUAAUGAAAAUAGGUGAAUUAUUAAAUAUUGGGACUGGGACUAAGAAAAAGCCCUUUUUCUAAAAUUUAGGCACGCAACCCAUUCAAUAACACGUUUUCCAAUAACCACUUGCCAGCAUCUCAGGACACUAUACCACAGUCCUACAAGACAAGAUAUUCACAGCGAAAAAAAUUUCACAACCAGUGAUUAUUUGUGUUGUGUUUAUUUAUGUAGCCCCAGUCUAAAAAUAAUAAUAAUAAAAAUGUUCUGACGAGUGCUCUUCCCUGCUCUCUCCCUGUCAUCUUUUCAGCUGCAACUAUCUUCAACCUGAAUUAACAAAUUAUUUAAAAAAUAUAUUUUGUUAGCUAAUGUGUAUAGCUAGUUGAUUGUAUAAUAUGUAUCAGAUGCUUAAAAAUUAUCCUCAAAUAACCUAUUCAAUAUUUCUUCAAUAUCACACCUUUCAGUAAAUCAAACUGUCUAACUAUGAAAACAAUGACUAUUUUAGAGGAUGUUUUUGACAUCUUUUUCUAGCUUAUCAUAGGUGACACCAAUGAAAUGCAAAUUAACUAAACAAUUGUGGACUACCUGAAAUUGACCAUUCGCAAAACUCUUCCCUGAACGCUUCUUGUCCAAUCAUAUUUUAGCAACUACGAGAAGAAGGUCCGUCAAGCUUUGAGUUCUGAGCAACAAGAUGAAAUGCUGUGUAUAAGGGAUUUGUAAAAAAGAGGAGCGUUACUGACUGUGAAUUAACUAAACCAACGAUUGUCUAGCUAUGUUAGAUGAGACAACCCAAACUGGAUUUAACAGUUAUGGUUCCUUGUAUUCUUACCACUACUAGUGCAGAACUAGUCCAACAAACUUUUGAUAAUGACAUCAUCUGUAAAAUUAGCAAGCUAAGCUAGCUAACAAUGUUGCUAGGAGCUUAACAUAAAACAGGGCUGUACAGUGCUAAUAGCUAUUGUCAAUUAAAUUGGCUAUUGGCUAGCUAUUGGCUAAUGUUCCAUAAAAAUUUCACAUAAAAAAAAUCUUGAGUGAUUGGAUGGGAGAGGGGGAUAUAUAAUAGGGCAGUAUGAAAAGGAAUAUUGAGCUCCUUGCCCUCCUGUCGUCCAGAGGGACGUCUGCCCUUUCACGGGCGAUGCAGAUUGCUGGAAACCCGGAUUUCUCCCCCUCAACAACAGAUAUUACUUUUAAAAGGUGGGCAGGCAGGGGCCUAAGAGUUAUUGACCAGUUGUUCUGUGAUAAUGUUUUACAGCCAUUCUCAUAUCUCCAAGACAAAUUCUUUUUACCUCAAAGUGAUAUGUUCAGGUAUUUUCAGAUUAGGCAUUACAUCACAAAUCAUGCAGAUUGGAAUAAAAUUAAAGGUGCCCCGUCACACACAGAAAUGUACUUUAUCAAUAUAAUUAGACAUCAAGUACCAAACAAAAAACAUGUUUCCCACAUAUACAGAAACCUGUUAUUAGAUACAUCGGAUAAUACUCUUUAUUUAAAAAAUAAAUGGGAACUGGAGUUAAAUAUUAUAAUCCAGACAGACAACACUGAGACUGACAUGAUGGACGCCUUGAGUGGUCACAACCUCACCAUUGAUGACACCCUUCAACUAGCCUGGCUAACACCAGACUAUUCUCAAAUGAGGUCUAGUCUGGCAACCAACAAUGCAUUUCUCCAUAGAGGAGGUGUGGUUUACGAUCCUCCGGAGCCGUUUAUUGGGCGGUUAGAAUGUCUAUCAAAAGCGUCUGUAGGUAGCUCUUAGCCAAUCAGAUCAGUUAUACCAGAUGACGUAGUAGAGCAACAGAAAUGGAUGUUUGUUGUGUGUGUGUCUGUGAGAAAGUGUUGCUUGCUGCUUUGCUUCUCCAGUUCUCUGCAAGAUUAUUUAUUUUCACGCUUUAUUCCCCCUCAUGUCAUUCAGCCACACACAUCCACUGAUUUUAUGGGCAAUAAACAAGCUGCUGCGGGUCUCUCGGCGGCAGGGGCGCCGCUAGGGAUUUUGGGCCCCAUGAAAAGAAUCUUUACAGGGCCCCCAACACAGCGGCAAAAUUUUUUGAUGCUAUUUUACAUACAAUUAUGCAUUUUAAUGGUAUUUUUGACUAUCAUUACCAGUAGAGUGUACAUGACAUUCAUUAAUUAUAUAGGAUUUCCUAUAAUAUAACUAUUUGUAAUAGCAUAGUCACCAACAUGUAAACUUCUCUGAUUGGACUGAGAGCAGUCACCCCAGUCUGCUGCACACACCACAGAUGUUCUCCUCUGUUCUUACUGCACGUCUUCUAUUUCAUUUUUUAAAAGGGUUUAUGCUUUUUAAACCAUUAAAAUUGUUCAAAAUGCCUUUUAUUUAAUUCAUUUUAAUUAAUGAAUUACCUUCAUCUUUGUAUUGUUUUGAGACUGUAGUAAAAUGUAUUAUAUUUUGUAUUAUAUUAUGUAUUAUUAUUAUUAUUAUUUCAACACACACAGCUGCUCACCUCCUUCCUCAUGUGGGGGCACUGAGGCUGAUUCAGGGGCAGGGGGAGUUGGGGGCUGACAGACAGCUGCUGCAGCUUCUGGUGCAGCUUGACUCUGUUCAGAAUGAGGCAUCAUUUUGACAGAGGGGAGAUCAACUAUUAUUGAAUAAGAACAGCUUGAUAAAUGUUUGACUGGAUUGAUUAUUUAACUAAUAUAGCAGUAAAAUGUAAAAAUCCAGAGUUUUCUUGAGCUAACAUGGUGAGAAAAGUGAGCUAGCUUAUAGACCACAGACAGGGACAAAGUUAAUAUCCAUAACUUUCCACCACAACAAACCCACCUUUUUUUUGGAAAUACUGGGUGACAUAUUGUCGACCCUUCAACUCCUUCUCCUCUCUUAAUUUAUUUUCCUUUCUUUUUUGGCUGCCUGAUUUUUGAGGCAUACUGCUGUCUCCUCCGCUUUGCCCGCUGUGGCGCGCUGUCUGUGACAAAUCGCCGGUGCGCUACUGGCUGCAGCUGAUCCAGUUGGACUGAACCAUUUUACGUAAAUAGAGGGGGGGAAGGGGGGCCCUGCAGGGGUUGAUGCUUCCAAAACAAAUAAAGGAAUUGUUACCAGGACAUGGAAAAUAAAACAUGUGUGAUUAUAUGUUAGUUAAUAACUUAGUGUCAUUAUUUUUUCUGUAUUAUAAUUUCAUCAUCAUUAGGGGCCUCUCUGGGCCCCCCUCCAUCAUGGGCCCCUAGAAUCCGUCUCCUUUACCCCCCCUUUUCGGCGCCCUUGCUCGGCGGCUCCGCUGUCCCCCGGCUCGUAGCCAGAUCACCGGCGCCGCUAAUAGCCCCGCUACCGGUGAUCUCGCUACGAGCCGGGGGACAGCGGAGCCGCCGAGAGACCUUUCGCCUUUCAACUUUCGCUCUAAACUAUUUAAAAUGCCGUCUACAGCUAAAGAGAGUUUCGUGUCUGCAGCAGCCAUGUUGGAUCCAUAAGAAAACUACAAGCUUCCCCGCUCUGUGAUUGGAUCCCUAAAACAGGGCUAAGAAACGUCUCUGGUUGCCAGACUGGAUGGAGGUUCGAAAUUAAAUUCGAGCGCGCAAGGCAGUAUGGGUAUACCCAGGCUACCCUUCAACAGCAUCUCCUGGCUGAAUGGACCAAAAUAGUGAAGUUCAGUUAUAAAUUAGGGAUGCACCGAAUAGCAAAUUUUUAGCCGAAGCCAAAUAAAAAUCAAACACUUUGCUGAAUACCGAAUGUGGUUGUUAAGUUUUUCAUUAUUUAAAAAAAAAUACUGCAUAAAUAAAAUCAAUUUUUGGACAUGAUUUUCAAACAAAAUAAAUGUUUAUUUAAUAUUCUGACAUUUGGAUAUUUGAAUCAAAGUGCAUUCCCAAAAGAACAAAGUAGUGCAUAAAAGUGGAUAAACCCACAACAAAUUAAUUAUUGUCCUUUUGGCACAAGUCUACUUAGUCACAGUAGGCUAAUAAUGUAACCAGAAGGCUCAAGUAAAAAUUUUAUUUUUUAAAAACGUUUUGGUCUUUUCGAAGACGUCGGCCAUGGACGGAGUGGGGGUGCUGGGACACGGAGCUUUCCUCUUUGCUGCUGCAGACGUCUCUCUGCUGCUCGGGGUGUUUGGCUUUUAAUUAUUUAUUAAAGCCGUAGUCCCAAAGGUCUUAGCAGAGGACCCCCCUCUAGAUAUUUCAGCUGAGCACUCACUGCAGACCGCAAUUCUUUUUUCCAUCUCCGUAACUUUGAAAUACUUCCACACUGCCGACAUCUUUGUUUAUGUUUACUGCGUCACUGCACGUUGUUUGACUGCGUCAGUAAAACGCGCCGGGUCACUUCACAUUGUUUGCUUGCGUCAUUAAAAUGCACAGCUAAUAUUUAAUUUAUUUAAUUUUAAUUUAAUUCGCUUUUUUUGCAAUAUUCGAUGUCCCUAUUAUAAAUUGUCUGGCCUCAUCACAACCUUCUUAAAACAUAAAAGCAUGUAGUCAUCUGCGUACAAUGAACACCCUAUCAGUUUAAUAUCCGGGAGACUCCGCGUUAUUGGUUGGAUCAUCAUUUACACAGGAAAUAUGAGCACUACACCGUAGAAUGGAUGACAUGACCUACAUUUCAUCGUGUUUCAAAUGCAACUCUGCUUUCUAACCUCGACCUCUUCUCUCCUCUCUCACCUCUAUAUCUGACAAACAUUGCUUUAAUGUAAUUAAAACAAUUACACCAUUCUUGUUUGCUCUAUUUGUGUUUCCCUUUAUGGUUUGGUUUUGAAGAUUUUUGAAGAGAUAAGUAGAUAACUCUACCCAGAUAUAAAGCCUAUGAAAAGAAUUGUGAAAUGCAUCAGAACUCCUGAAUUACUAAGGAUAAAUAUAUACUGCAGAACCUCAGGGUUGGACUCACAAGAUCUGCACGAUCUCAGGGUUGACCUCAGAUGAAUGGUCUUAAUCUUGAAUUGCUCCUGAGGCUCAUGGCUGGAACCACAAAGGUUCUUUCAGCAUAUAAUGAUGCAGAGCGCAGAGACGAUUCAGUUAUCUUUUUUUUUUUUCAGACCACAACAUAUGCACAAACAUGGAGCAGAUCACAGGCACCAUCCAGGCUUUAUGCUGCCGACCUCUGUGUCUCAGUCUCUGUGUUGGCUCCAGUCUUCUGAAUCCCAGUUCCAGCAUGCUACUUUGUUAAAAGGAGAGAGAAUGAUUAUCUAACACGAUGCAGGUGUGCCGAUUACUCUUACCUUACGCUGCUCUCCUGUGCCCUCUCCACACCUCUCCCCUGCAGCUGAUGCACCACGCCCCCUCCACAGGGGGAAUUUAAGGCCGAAAGCCAGUUAACUAGGCCUCAGACCAAGUUUUGUUGCCUUUUGUUUCAAAACACGAGGGGCCCUUAUGUAAAUUAAUGGCCAUUUUGGGAGUUGCGCAAUCUGUGCAAAGCCCCACCCUGGGAUUCCUCUCCUUCAUACCCAUUGGCCAACUGACCACUUACCAGUGAUGCUUAUGAGUGGUAAUUACGAAUCAUAAAAACAAGCGGAAUACAGAUAUUUCAAUUGACCUAUUUACAUUUUUAAAGGACUCUGAAAACCAAUUGGAUUGUUUAUUCACUAAGGAAUGGUGAAUAUAACUCAGAAGAAAAGAGGGGAUCAGAUUCCCUUUUUCUCUUUUUCUUUGUCGACAAUUUUUCUAUACCUCCUUCAUCCAAGGAUUUAACAGACACGGACACCGCGCCACAGCCUGCCCGCUCGUUGCACAGCAUUUUGGCUGAUGAAACACCUGAUCGACUCUAUAUGUUUCCACACCGCAACCUCCUGACCGAAUCAGCUGAAAAAUCACAGAUCGAUUUUUACCAAGUAAGGGCUUAAUAUAUCUGAGCAGACUUUGGUUUGGAAAAGGUAUUUUCUGUUAGUAUGUACUGUGAAAUUUUACUGUUUGUGCUGCUACAGUUAUUUAACUUUGGUGCACUGUUUCUCUCUCUCUCUCUCCCUCUCUCACUGCGGCGGCUCCGAUCCACGCAUCUGUCUCUCUUUUAUCUUAUUAC
Messenger RNA from Centropristis striata (black sea bass), 11255 nucleotides. Its product is annotated as complement C3-like. Lineage: Eukaryota; Metazoa; Chordata; Actinopteri; Perciformes; Serranidae. Gene Ontology annotation, cellular component: extracellular region. Gene Ontology annotation, molecular function: protein binding; endopeptidase inhibitor activity. The record is from RefSeq and is a predicted model, not a curated record. The transcript is spliced from 42 exons. Bases 40 to 4758 code for a protein of 1572 amino acids.